Molecule: messenger RNA, 4801 nt
Organism: Spirodela intermedia
Lineage: Eukaryota; Viridiplantae; Streptophyta; Magnoliopsida; Alismatales; Araceae
Source: the annotation of a GenBank genome assembly
AUGCGGGGAUUGUUCCUAGGGUUGCUGGUGGGGGCCGUGGUGGUCGUCAUUGGAUCACAUCCGCCUCCAGCGAUCGGCUCAGGUUGGCCACUUCUCCUUCCCUCAUCUACCCCUUAAAUAUGCAUUUUCGGCUAGUAAAUGAUGAUCUCAACUUCGCCAAUCCUCUCGCAUCGUCUGGUUUUCUGCUCAAAUGCCGGAUACGAGCGCCAUUAUUUUCGCCACUGUGCGGCUUACAGUCCGAUUCUCGUUUCUUCGUAACCUACUGUGCUUGGAUUCCGUAUUUUGUUUUCUAAAAUUUCUGAACCAAUCUUUUUAUGUAGUCCGAGGCUGGUUUCUCCGAACCUUUGAUCUGGAACUGUAGCCCCAAAUCUUGCCCCUACCUCUGGUUCCACUAUGACGGUAUCGUUGUCUAAGCAGCCUAUGGAUUUCAAAAUGGCAGAGCCAUCCCCAUCUCAUUGUCUAUAAACGAACCUCCGCGGAUAUCUAAAGAGAACGGGCCACGAAGGGAUAUCAUACUUCACCUCUGAAUCCUGCAGUCUCUUCUGUGACAAGCUAGUCAUAUUGUUCAAUAGAAAAUACUUCAUAUUUUUCUGAAAAUUUUUCAGGAAACCUGAUUCAUGGAAACUCGGAUCAUGGAAUGCGCCAUUGCACCGUAGAACACAGUUUUUUUUUUAGCGUUUAUAUUUGCCUGUUUAAUUCUGAUCACAUGAAUACUGUAUCUAGUUCCUAAUCAUCCCCCUAAUGAACAUGUCAAACGUUCUAUGUCGUUCUCGUUCAAUGCAGGUUGCCCUCUGGACUUGGGUUGGUCAAACUUCUCUGUCGCAGCGUCAGUUUGUUCCAAUGAGAAUGAGAGAGCAAAGUGCUGCCGUCUCAUUAAUGCGUUCAUUGCAGUCUCCGUUGCCCGUUAUGCAAAUUCAACAGGCAAAUUGGGGGUCCCAGCAGCGUUCUCAGAAAUCUGUCUCCUAUCCAUCUCAGAAACCUUGCAACUCUAUGGAAUCCCUUCCAAUGCGAUGGUGUUCUGUGGACUUGGGACUAAAAUUCUGGUCAGUUAUCCAUGUGAAGGACGGGCAACUGUGCUGGAAAUGCUGCAGUCACCUAACUUCAACAAUGUUUCAGAGAAUUGCAAGCCGCCGCUAUCUAUGGAAAGCAGUUGCCGAAAAUGUGUGAACUGGGGGAUUAUAUACCUUCGCCACCUCAAUGGAGUCCGUGACAAUGUUACUUUAAGUACUUGCCGCAAUGCUGCCUUUGUUACACUUGUCAAUCAAGGAGAUAGCACGUCAACUAUUGGCAUAGCAAGCUGUUUCUUCAGUGUUCAGGGCUUUAAUGUUCAGUCAGGUACAUUACAAAACUCAUGGGUUCAGUCCAACUAGGCUUUUCUUAUAUGAAAAAAAUAUCCGGACAGAUCUUUCUUCCGUCUUUGCAGAUUUCCCUGAAUGAUGCUCGGAUUAUUUACUUAUUUUAUGGUUUGAUUGUUGCAUGAGGUGCCUUUUUAUCUAAAGCAGAUUCAAAGGCGGCUAUGUAAUGGAAGAAUGAUCAGUUGUGAAUGGUAAUAUGGGGAGUUCAUUAAACAAUACGCUGGUGGAAUUUGUUUUGGGUGGACAGUGAGGAACUUUAGCCCCCUCACACGUUUACCCAUCCAUUUCAUGAAUACAUGAUACUCCUUCACCUACUUGUGCAUUCCCUUCUUGGAGAUAAAUCUGGGGAUUGGGUUUUGGGCCCCAGCCUUACAUGACUCAUGCGCAGCUUGAAGAUACAUGUGCUUGGAGUAUUAUGCCUUUAUAGAUAGUUCGAUGCAUUCUGUUGACUCCAUGACGCGGGGCUGCUUGUCUCAUUUCUUUGUAAAAAUUCUUCAUUGAAGUUGUGGCUUGUUGAUGCCUUUUAGGAUUGUCUCUCCAGCCGCCCACACCUGUGACCUCUCCAAGUCCUCCUCUGGCAGAAUCUCCUUCUCGAAAUGUUACUGCUGUGGUUUCCAAGGAACGCCAUCAACUGUACCAUCUAAAAUUGAUUCCGACUAUCUGCAUUGGUAUUGCUGCCAUGGCAAUUCUUCUCCUGGUUGUUAUGAUACUACUUAUUCGGAGGAAGAGCAGAGAAUUGAAGGGUUCUAAGGCACCUUCUAGGGCUUCUUCUUGGGAUGCAUUUCCUCUAACUGUCCGCAAGUUUCAGGAAGGUUUGACCGUUUUCUUAUGGUUGUUUUGCUAUUAGUCAAUCAGCACGAACCUUUUUUCCCUUUCUUUUUUACUGUAGAUCGCUUCAAUGUUGGUUAUAUCUAUUACAUACAAUGAUUGAGUAUUGAUCAAUGAUCAUAGUUUUAAUUUCAGAUGAUACGGACAAAUGAGACCUCUGUGUGAGUCUGAUCAGAUCUUUCUUUGCUAUAUAUUUCUUUUAACUUUCUAUAAUCAAAGUAUGACCCAAGGCGAAAUUGAUUAUCCAUUACGAACUGUGGGUUCUACAUUCUUUUCAUUUGAAAAUCAUUUAUUGAGUAAAUCUCAGAGAAUAUUAAAUAUGGGCCAGAUUAAGCAAAAAAUAAUCCCCUCUUGGCAUUUGCUCCUUCGAAUACUACGAUACUGAUUUCAUUGUGUCCAAGGCAUUAAAAAGCCCAGCACAUCUUAACCGAUCAGGAAGUUAUAUCCAAAUGAAUUUACAUUCCAUUGCUAUAUUUAUUUUUUCUUUGGUAUUUUGAAAGGAGAAAAAUUCUUCAGGAUGAGGAUUUGGUUACGGGAUUAGUAUUCCAGGAACUGGAAAGUGAAUAUACGGUUGACUAUCUUGAACAUCGCAGGUCCACCACCAAUGUUUCAGAGAUUUACGCGGAAGGAAACAAAGAAAGCGACCAACAAUUUCACUUCGGAAAUAGGGAAGGGUGGAUUCGGGACCGUAUACAAGGCAGAGUUCAGCAACGGUUUAGUCGUCGCGGUGAAGAGAAUGCAUAAAUCUCUGGAGCAAGGAGAGAGCGAUUUCUACCGAGAGAUGGAGCUUCUUGGAAGGCUUCAUCAUCGUCAUCUGGUCUCUUUAAAAGGGUUUUGUACUACCAGGCACGAGAGGUAAUACUAAUAACCUCUGAAGGUUCUCACUUUCUCUCUCUAAGUAGACAAAUACAUGGACAUUAUUUUAUCCUGAUUCAUUCAUUUUCCAGGUUCCUUAUGUACGAAUACAUGGAAAACGGGAGCUUGAGAGAUCAUCUCCACUGUAGUACUACACCCAUCCAUGAUAUUUCCUUCUGAAGCCGUUUGAAGUCGUUUUCUAAGCUUCCUUUUCUCUGCGUAGCUUCGGGAAAAGCACCGAGUUGGCAGAGAAGAAUCCAAAUCGCCAUAGAUGUGGCUAAUGCGCUGGUAUUCUCCUUUAUAAUUGACAUUUCUCUUCUUGCUCCAUAUGAACCCUAGAUUCAUGGUCCAAAACCUCGGGUCGAACUACCAUUUUUGGCCUCCCAUUCAAUUUUCUAUGGGACCCUUCUUUGAACUGGCAGGAGUACCUUCAUUUCUACUGUGAUCCUCCGCUCUGCCACAGAGAUAUCAAACCUAGCAACAUCUUGCUGGACGCUAACUUCAGGGCCAAGGUAGGCGACCUCUCGGACCUCACAAUUUUCGGGCAGCCUGUGGGCUUCAAAUCACAGAGGCCUCGUUUUCUGUAGGUUGCCGACUUCGGUCUUGCUGAUGUUUCGAGAGGCAGCUCAACGGGUUUCGAUCAAGUUCAUGCAGAUGUCCAUGGAACCCCAGGUAUGACUCCCUUCCAGCCCCAUGAUCCCCUCCUAUGAUGAUGAUGAUGAUGAUGAUGAUGAUGGGAGGGCUUUUUCCAAGCAUUAUUAUGCUGGGUUUUUUGUCUUUAUAUCCUCCUAAACAAUGGAAUGACAGGAGAGAAUCUCUCUAAACCAUCAAACUCUUAGUUUUCAGUCCUUUUGAUAUGUGAAAAUAAUAAAUGACGAUGAUGGCUGUGGGGAAGCUCAAGUAUAGCAUCACCAUAUAUAUUGGUUUUUUAGGUUUACGCCCCUGCUAAAUAAUGGAAGGGCAGAAGAGUCCCUGUACUUUUUUCAACUUUCGAUCAUGGUUACACGCGUUGCUUUCUGAUGAUAAGAAGGCGUUUGAUAAUGAUAGCGCGACUUAGUUCUCUUCCAAAGUAGGAAAUGACAGAAAAGUUCCUCUCUUUCCCGUCCUCAGCUGUGUUCCUUCGCUGUGGGUCAACGGUAGGGCCCCACUCGGACCCCGGUUGUGGGGCCACCUCGCGUUGGACUGUUCCCCUCUGUGAACUGAUUCCCGAAAUGGAUGCAGGUUACGUGGAUCCUGAGUAUGUGGUUACCCGGGAGCUGACAGAGAAGAGCGACGUCUACAGCUACGGCGUUCUACUUCUGGAGCUGGUCAGCGGAAGGCACGCCGUCGAAGGUAACCAGAACCUCGUCGAGUGGUCUCGGCAGCGCACUGCGGUGGCCGCCGGGCUGCCGGAGCUGGUCGACCCGGCCCUGGGGGAUUCGUUCGACCUAGAGGAGCUGCAGGUGGUCGCCGCCGUCGCGGAGUGGUGCACCCGCAGCGAGGGGAAGGCGAGGCCUUCUAUCAAGCAGGUGCUGGUGGCGCUCUACGAGGGUCUCGAUCCGGUGCACCGCGACUUCGCUGGAGCCGUCGAAGGCGGCGGUAGAAGCGCCGCCGGCGGGCAGGGCGGCAAGGUGGCCGGCGGGAGGAGCGAGGUGAUCCCCUACAGCGGCGACGGGCGGUGCCUGCAGUCGUCUUCCAGCACCUCGAGGUCCUACUGCAGCCGGAGCCUCUUGCUGGAGAGCGGUGGGUCGCCGCAGUCCCCUCCCUGCGGCUUCUCGCUUUGA